Molecule: messenger RNA, 1121 nt
Organism: Harmonia axyridis
Lineage: Eukaryota; Metazoa; Arthropoda; Insecta; Coleoptera; Coccinellidae
Product: protein Mpv17-like
Exons: 3
Coding region: 402-953 (183 amino acids)
Cellular component (GO): cytoplasm; membrane
Source: RefSeq, a predicted model, not a curated record
UUUUUUAGCAGGAUGCCUCCAUACAGCAAUGACGAUAUUUUUAGUUGACGUUCUACAGCAAAUUAUUUUCGAGAAAGUUUCCCUAAAAGACCUUGACUGGAAAAGAAGUUUCCAAAAUAUGGGUGUUGGAUUUGUCUUAGGGGGUUUGGUGUCCCAAAUCAUAAGCGGUCUGUUAUGUUCAUUGAUGAACGCUAGAAUUUCUUCCUGUAGAAAAGUGUCCUACUAUAGAUAAAAUAAAAAUUAAUAUAAACAAAAUAAAAAACGAUCCUGAAUAUUCACUAUUUUUGACACAAUGUCGCAACGUUGCAAUCCAGUAUGACAGUUUCGAUACACACGGUGAGGUUCAAAUUUAGGUUAGAAUAAUACUUGCUCUCCUCUCGGGUUUCAUUUUUGGGGAAAAAAUGAGUCGAAUAAUACAUACAUACAAAAAGUUUUUAUCAUCACACCCGUUUUUAGUUCAAACGGUACAAACAGGAAUGUUAAUGGGUGUAGGUGACGUUAUAGCACAGAGAAUAGUCGAGAAAAAAACGCAUAAAGAACAUGACUACAAACGAACAAUGACAUUUUUAGGUUUAGGAACUUGUUUAGUUGGUCCAGCACUAGUAACUUGGUACAAAACACUGAGUGUAGUUGUGACAGGUACGGGCAAAUCUGUGGUUCUCAAAAAAGUGGCAUUGGAUCAGCUGUGUUUCUCCCCUACUUUCAUAGGAUGUUUUCUAUGCGCAUUGGGAUUUGCACAAGGGAAUGAUUUCGAGAAAAUACAAAAUGAUAUUUCGAAAAAUUAUACAGAUAUUCUUUUAACAAAUUACCAAAUUUGGCCAUUAGUUCAGCUGGGAAAUUUUUAUUUCACUCCGCUACAAUACCAGACUUUGGUUGUACAAGGAGUUGCAAUUUGUUGGAACACCUACAUAUCAUGGAAAACUCAAUCACAACCAGAUUCAAUUGAAAACUGACAGACGCCGUACCUUUUAUAAUUUAAUUGAUAUUUUUCCUAAUUUUUUGUUAAUUGUUCAUGUAUGAGAUGUAGAUUUUUUCAAAUAUUAAGACUGUAUUGUUUAGAAGUGGUAGAUAUACCCCUUCACCACUUGUACAUUUUCCUUCAAUAAAGCUCUUUACGCGAU